AUGGGGGAGGCUUCCUCUUACACAGCAAAAAGUAUCCAGGUACUUAAAGGAUUAGAAGCAGUUCGCAAACGUCCUAGUAUGUACAUCGGUAGCACCGGACCCACAGGGCUACACCACCUGAUCAAAGAGUUAGUCGAUAAUUCAAUUGACGAGAUUACUGCCGGCUUCGGUUCCGUGGUUGAAAUUAUCCUCCACGCCGAUGGCAGCGCAACUGUGAGUGAUCAAGGGCGUGGGAUUCCAGUCGGUAGACAUGCAAGCGGCGUUUCUGCGUUACAGGUUGUGAUGACGACAUUGCAUGCCGGCGGAAAAUUCGACGGACGCGCAAGUUCAGGAUAUAAAACAGCUGGCGGUUUGCACGGUGUUGGUGCCUCUAUUGUGAAUGCCCUAUCAGAAUGGAUCCAUGUCCAAGUUAGGCAAAAUGGGAAGGUACAUCAGCAAAAGUAUGCGCGCGGUAUACCUUUGACAAAAGUUGAAGUUGUCGGCGUGAGCGAAAAAACAGGUACAACGACAACCUUCAUGCCAGAUUCAGAAGUCUUUGAAACCAUUUACUUCUCACAUGAUGUCUUAGCAGAACGCCUCCGCGAAUUUGCAUUUCUCAAUCGUGGUAUUAAGAUUGUUUUCAAAGACGAGCGACGCACUGAAGACGGUAAGUAUGCGGGCGGUAUUUCGUCAUUUGUCCAAUAUCAUAACCAAAACAAAGAGGUUCUCCACAAAGAUCCCAUUUACAUAGAGGGGAUCAGAGAUGAUGUUACGGUCGAAAUUGCGCUGCAAUUCAAUACCGGUUAUUCCGAAAAUCUCUUUUCCUACGCCAAUAAUGUCCGCACCCCCGAAGGUGGAUUUCAUGAGAGCGGUUUCAAAAGCGCAUUUACACGGACUUUCAACGCUUAUGCGAGGUCUUAUGACCUCCUAAAGAACACAAAGAUUACUUUGUCAGGCGAGGAUAUUCGUGAAGGAAUGACCGCUGUCAUUAGUGUGAAGGUGCCUGAACCACAGUUUGAAGGACAGACAAAACAAAAAUUGGGGAAUACUGAGGUUGAGGGGAUUGUGCAAGCGCUCGUCAAUGAAAAGUUAAAAGCCUAUCUCGAAGAAAACCCAAACAUUGCCAAAAAGGUCAUCCAAAAGAGUAUUCAAGCCGCGCAAGCACGGGACGCUGCUCGAAGGGCACGGGAAGUCAUCCGCCGGAAGGGGAUAUUGGAUUCCGCAUCAAUGCCCGGCAAACUUGCCGAUUGUUCUGAACGCGACCCCGCACUGUGCGAAGCAUUUCUCGUUGAAGGCGAUUCAGCCGGUGGGACAGCAAAACAAGGACGUGACCGGCGUUUUCAAGCAAUAUUGCCAUUAAAGGGAAAAGGCAUCAACGUUGCCAAGGCACGCUUAGAUAAGAUUCUCAAGAACGAUCAGAUCAUCGACAUUGUCACUAUGUUGGGAACGGGGAUUGGUCAAGAAGAUUUUACGCUGGAGAAGUUGCGCUAUAACAAGGUGAUUAUCAUGGCUGAUGCUGAUGUUGAUGGCGCACAUAUUCGCACCUUGCUCUUGACUUUCUUCUUCCGUCAGAUGCCCCAAUUGGUUCUGGAAGGACAUCUGUACAUCGCUCAACCACCACUGUAUCAAAUUCGGAAGGGACGUCGCGCCCGAUACCUCCAAAACGACGAACAGAUGAAUGAUUAUCUCUUGGAAGCUUCGAUGGAAAGCGCGAAACUGACCAACAGCCGGCGUGAUAAACCGUACACAGAAAAACAGUUUCGCACAAUUCUUGAGACCAUCCGAAAAAUUGAGAGUUUAUUAAGCGAGUUAGGGCGAAAAGAGAUUGAUACAGAUCGUAUUUUUGGUCAACGUUUUCGCGAUGAAGAGACCGUCCCCUUACUCCUAGUUCAAACGGAUGGGGGAAAAUUCUACCGUUUUGAGGAUGAAGAUAUCGAUCAGCUGAUUGAACAGAAUACAAAUUCUCAGCUGGAGCUUGCAGAUCUCGAGGAGACAAGCGAGGUGGUGAUUGAAGAUGUCUCAGAUAUGUCCGAAAUCCGAGAGUUGGAUAAGCUCAUUGAAGGGCUAAACAGAUAUGAUAUAGUGCCUCACGAUUUUGAUCGCUCAAAUGGGAUCGAGAAUAGUAACGGUAAUUCGACCUUUACCAUCCAAGACGGUGACCGGGAGCCUCGAAAAUCGAAUACCGUAUGGGAAAUGCUGGGUGCCAUUGAGGAGAUUGGGCGACGUGGUACCAGUAUUACCCGCUACAAAGGGCUUGCGGAGAUGAACGCAGAUCAGUUGAAAGACACGACCAUGAACCGCGAAUCUCGAAUCCUGCUUCAGGUCAAGAUGGAGGAUGCUGUCGAGGCAGAUCGGAUGUUUACCCUGCUCAUGGGCGAUGAUGUUGAUCCACGGCGUGUCUUUAUCGAAAAAUAUGGGAGUCAGGUGAAUCUCGACCUAUAUGGGGCGUAA
This is a messenger RNA of Geodia barretti, 2430 nucleotides long. NCBI's taxonomy places the organism in Eukaryota, Metazoa, Porifera, Demospongiae, Tetractinellida, Geodiidae. The record is from the annotation of a GenBank genome assembly.